GAUGAACUGAGGCGCCAAGCAGAGCAAAUUCGAGAAAAUACAGUCGCCCCGAGCUCUCGGGCUGCCUACGUCAACUCCUACUGUCGCUUCAUCUCGUGGCUUCUUCUGAGCCAUCAAAACCUCAUUCCGGACGCAUUUGCAGGCCGUAUCGGCGACGUGACGGGACUCUCCGAGAAGCAAUUGCGGCGGCGUAUUAAACCCCUGAUCACCAGAAGAAACGACGACCAUCCCAUACUAUUUGAUAAUUUGGACGCAGAAGCUUUUGAAACGUGGCUUCUCACG
Molecule: messenger RNA, 282 nt
Organism: Phytophthora sojae
Lineage: Eukaryota; Oomycota; Peronosporomycetes; Peronosporales; Peronosporaceae
Exons: 1
Source: RefSeq, a predicted model, not a curated record